UUUAUCUCUAGCCACACAAACAAACACGAAUCUAUAUUUGUACGAAGACUUCUCUUACUACAAUGUUAUUAAAAUCAAUUAUAAGGCGAUGUAAAUGAUAAAUUUAUGUUAUUCCGGAACCAUCCAAGAAUUUCUAAAGAAGUGAUCACUUUUUAUAUACCAAAAUAAAGCUCUAUUCUUAAUUACUACCAUUUCUAGCAUCAAACCCUUCUUCUUCGUCUUGUCCGUUCCAAAUGGAAGCAACAGAAACAAGACCAGAACAAGUAGUUCUUCACGAUGGACCACCACCUGAAGAACAACAGUUGCAAUCUCUCAUGUGCAAGUGCUGUGUGUUAAAAGUCUCCAUUCAUUGUCAAGGCUGCAUGAGAAAAGUCAAAAAAGUCCUCCGAAGCAUAGAUGGUGUUUAUCAAACGACGAUUGAUUUGAAGCAACAAAAAGUUGUAGUAAUGGGAACCGUGGACACCGAUACGCUGAUUAAGAUACUCGCGCAAACGGGAAAACGAGCGGAGUUAUGGCCGGACACAGAACCAAUAAAGAAGAAAAAGAAAAAGAAGAAGAAAAAGAAGAAAUCUAAAGCAGAGAAUAAUCAGAACACAGAUCAGAAACAAAGCGACGGAGAUAGCAGUGAAGAAGGAAACCAAACCGACGGUAACGAAAACGAAGCUGUUAAGGUAGUUGCUCAAGACACAGCACCGAGAAAUUCAGCCAAUGAAGGCGGCGGCGGCGGUGGCGGUGGAGGUGGAGGUGGUGGAAAUAUAAAUGUUACUAGAAUGGGUGAAGGAGGGUGGCCAAGCGGUAGAGGAAGUGUACAAUUCCAAGAACUAAAGCCUGAGGUGAGACACGUUAUGAAUUUCCCAGGCGGUAACGGUAACCAGUUACCGGUCGCGGAGAAAAGAGUUACGGUCGCCAUGGAGAACGGAGCCGGAAACGACGGUGGAUACAUGAGGAAUAGAACUUUUUACAGAGGGCAAAAAGGGAAUAAUGAAGGUUUAAAUGUUACUUUCGAACAACCACCUUCGGGUGAUUGGAAUCAGAAUCAGAUGCAAGGUAAUGGGCCUUUUGGUAAUGGGCCGGGCCCGGGGCCAGGCUCAGGACAUGUUUCGUUUAUGGGCCCACCUAAUGAAAGUUCUCCACGGAAUCAAUACCCACCGCAUUAUCAUGGUCACGCACCAGCAUCUCCUACUGCGGUGUUUGGUGGAAGCAGCUUUCAUACGGCGUAUACUCCUUCGAUGAGAUACGGUGCAUCGUAUUGUACGACAUCGUCGCAACCAUAUUCGUAUACUUAUGCACAUCAAAGUAAUGAAUCUGACUCGGAAUCUUAUAGUUAUACUACACCUUCACGCCGGUCACAUUCAUUUGAAUUAUUUAGCGAUGAAAAUCCUAAUGCUUGUUCAGUUAUGUGAUAUUAUUACCUAUCAGUUGAAUUGUAACCGCCACAAGUAACUUUCUUUGUAAUUAAUUAGUUGGUUGGUAAUUAGUAACGUUGGCUAAUGCUACUUACUGCAUUAGCUUAGUGAAAAUAUGGGGUUUGACUCCUAUUGUGGAGGAGUUGAAGUUGGAGGAGAUGAAGUUGGAUAUGUUUGCUAAUGUUAGGCUAUAUUGAUGCGUAAGAUAUCUUUUCUGUGGAAUAAUACUUCAAAUCGGGUAUGUAAUUUUAAGAAAUUAGUUUGAGACGGGAAAAUAUGAACAAACUAAAGUUUGUUGGUUCAUUAUUGAA
Molecule: messenger RNA, 1717 nt
Organism: Lathyrus oleraceus (garden pea)
Lineage: Eukaryota; Viridiplantae; Streptophyta; Magnoliopsida; Fabales; Fabaceae
Product: heavy metal-associated isoprenylated plant protein 36
Exons: 3
Coding region: 234-1403 (389 amino acids)
Molecular function (GO): metal ion binding
Source: RefSeq, a predicted model, not a curated record